AUGGUCAAGAAAGGCAAAGGAAAGGACAAGGCCACCGCGCCGGCCCCAGCAGCACAACCUGCUGCUUCAUCGGCCAAAGACGGUGCCAAAGGCAACAAAAAUGGCGGCCCGUCUCCUAUGGAGCAGGCUGCUGGGCCUGUGGCUGGAAAACCGACUGUGAAGCAGAUCAUUGGCGGAUCGUCCUGGACUGGAAAGCUGCCAGUAAACCUUUUCAACGAGUUCUGCCAGAAGCAACAGUGGGAGAAGCCGGUCUACGAUGUCCGGAAAACCCCUGAAGGUUACGCAUGCUUCGUGACUAUUGCUGCGAAGGACCUGAAGACUCGGGAGUUGACGACCUUGGACCCUUUCAAGAUCCAUCCCGACUUCAAGCAUUUGGUCACCAGACCUACCGCGCUGGAGGCGAGGCACUGCGCCGCCACCUAUGCUCUCUUCAGAGUGUGUAGCAUGCAGAACAAGCACACCGUGCUUCCCCCUGACUACAAAUCUCUGUGGAAAGAUUUUCAAGAAAUCAAGAAGCAAGACGUAAAGGACGGCAAGGCUUGGAUGUACGAUGCAGACCCAUUCAAGACACUCAAGGACCGACAAGAUGCCAAAGCCGCCGCGGAGAAGAAACGAAAGGAAGCUGAAGCAGCCAGGGAGAGGGCAAAAACCAGGCCGGGCGCAUCAAGCCUGGUUAUUGGCAAUGGUCCUGGCGGGGCGAAUUUGAUGAAGGGAUGGACCGAAGCUCCCAAGAUUGAAAUGGGCAAGCGCUCGAGGACACAGAUCGAAGCUCUCAUUCAGAAAUACGUGGUCUGGAAUCCCAACAAGGUCCAAAUGUCUGCUGCUAUGCGGAAGAGCAUCAUUGAUGAGCUAAGCAAGCUGGCAUUCAGACGGAGCCAUGUGGAAGAAGCAACGGAAAUCUGUAAAGACCGCGAAGAGACCCUCGAGUGGCUGUUGAUUCAUGUUCCCGAGGAUGAUUUGCCACCGUGGGCACUGCCUGAGAGUUACGCGGCAGGCAUCUCGGUCGCUUCGAUGGAUCUCAAGAAGGAAGCCGCGAUCAAACGUUUAUCGGAGUCAGGUUACGCCCUCGACUUGUGUGCGCGGGUUUUCGAGGAGGCCGGCAACAGCGAGGCUAGAGCGGCUGAAAUGCUGCAACAACGCCUCAUCGGACAAGUCUCGGCAGACGCGCCUAUGAAGGCAGACGAUCUGCUGUAUCCAGGUAUGACGGCUGAGGAGCUUUGGGAAGACGAAGUGACUGCCAUGGAGUCGUCUUUUGGCGACCACUUCAAAAAGAUUGAUCCCGACAUCAUCCAGGUCAAGUUGGAGUCAGUCAAAAACGGGAGCAAGUCCGUUGAUGCUGCUAUCAGAGUGCGAAAGUCACCUAAUUACCCUGCCCAACUAGUCUUUUCCGUCGUUGCCCAGCUGCCAGCGCAGAUCAAGCUGUCCAUCAUCAAGCAAACCAUUGCGUAUCUGGACGAGUCGUAUCGCGAGGAGCCUAUGAAGAUCUUCGUGGCCAUCGACCGGAUCCAACAAAACAUCAACGACAUCAUAGAACGACCUGGAAAGUUGCUCGAUAUUGCUGCUGUUGCCUCUACUGCUUCAGAGGUCCCGAGUGACUCCCGGCCUCGCAGAACUGGGCCUCGAUCCCAGCGGCCCCCAAAGCCGAUUAUGUGGAAGCCUGAUCCUCGAACCCGCGAAGAGUGGCUCAAGAGACAGGAGGAUCCGUCAUGGCAGAAGAUGAUAUCCAAGCGAAAGACACUUCCAGCCUGGCAAGUUCAAGAAGACAUCGUGCGUAUCGUAGAUGAGAACCACGUUACGAUCAUCAGUGGUGAAACUGGUUCAGGAAAGUCAACGCAGUCAAUGCAAUUCAUCCUGGACGAACUAUACAGCAGAGGCCUGGGAAACUGUGCCAACAUGCUCGUCACACAGCCCAGAAGAAUCUCUGCACUUGGCUUGGCCGACCGUGUAGCAGAGGAGCGGUGCACCAGAGUCGGAGAUGAAGUUGGAUACGCCAUUCGUGGAGAGAAUCGCAGAAGCAACCAGACUCGCAUAACGUUUGUGACGACUGGUGUGCUUCUCAGGAGACUGCAAACAUCCGGUGGCCGGAUUGAAGACGUCAUUGCCUCUCUUGCAGAUGUCAGUCACAUUGUUAUUGACGAAGUCCACGAACGCAGCCUGGAUACAGAUUUCCUUCUGACCAUUGUGAGAGAGGUCCUGAAGACGCGAAAGAACCUCCUGAAGUUGGUGCUCAUGAGUGCUACGUUAGACGCCGCCUCUUUCAAGAGCUACUUCACGUCACAGGGUCUCAGCGUCGGCUUGGUAGAAAUCUCUGGCAGGACGUAUCCCGUCGAAGAUUACUACCUGGACGAUAUCAUCGGUUUAACGGGUCUCGGCGGCGAUGUUGGCGACUUUGACGACGCGCGAGGCGACUCGAUGGGAAAGACCAUUCAAAAGCUGGGCGCUCGUAUCAACUACAGUCUCCUCAACGAGACAGUGAGAGCCAUUGACUCGGAACUUUCCUACGCUCAGAAGUCGGGCGGCAUUCUCGUGUUUCUGCCUGGUGUCGCGGAAAUCAACCAGACAUGCAGAGCGCUCCAGUCGAACUCCUCACUGCAUGUGCUCCCCCUCCAUGCGUCUUUGGAGACGAAAGAGCAGAAACGCGUAUUUGCUGCACCACCAGGAGGGAAGAGAAAGGUUGUGGUCGCUACAAACGUUGCCGAGACAUCUAUCACCAUCGACGACAUCGUUGCUGUGAUCGAUAGUGGCAAGGUGAAGGAGACCACCUAUGAUCCUGUUAACAACAUGCGGAAGCUCGAGGAGAAUUGGGCCUCCCAGGCAGCAUGCAAACAGCGCCGUGGUCGUGCAGGCAGAGUUCAAGCUGGCAAAUGCUACAAGCUCUACACACGAAACCUUGAGCAACAAAUGGCAGAACGACCAGAGCCUGAGAUCAGGCGAGUGCCUCUGGAGCAGAUGUGUCUCUCGGUUCGUGCCAUGGGUAUGAGGGACGUGGCUGCAUUCCUUGCCCGGUCACCCACUCCCCCUGAAGGCACUGCUGUUGAAGGAGCAAUCAAGCUUCUGCAAAGAAUAGGCGCUAUGGAUGGGGAAGAAAUGACCGCCUUGGGCCAGCAGCUCGCCAUGAUUCCUGCAGACCUUCGAUGCGCGAAACUUAUGGUUUAUGGCGCCAUUUUUGGAUGUUUGGAUGAUUGUGUAACUAUCGCGGCUAUACUCAGCACCCGCAGUCCGUUCUUGUCACCUUCCGAAAGGAGGAAUGAAGCGAAGGAGGCGCGAAUGCGGUUUUCGAAGGGCGACGGUGAUCUUCUCACCGACCUCGAGGCUUUCCGGCAUUGGGAACAGAUGAGAUACGACGGUGUAGGCCAGCGGCAACUGCGGUCUUUCUGCGACGAGAACUUUCUCUCGUAUCUGACGCUCAAUGAUAUCUCGGCUACGCGGAUGCAGUACUACUCGGCCCUUCGAGAGAUUGGCAUUGUCGGAUCAAAGGAUGUCAACUCUUUGCAAAGCCAGAGUAGAUCCGGAAUGACGCUACUCCGCGCGCUCACGGCUUCAGCGUUCAGCCCGCAAAUCGCGCGUAUCCAGUAUCCUGACAAGAAAUUCACUAGCACGGUUUCAGGCGCCAAGGAGUUGGAUCCCGAGGCACGAAUGAUCAAAUACUUUUCGCAAGAGACUGGACGGGUGUUUGUGCACCCAAGCAGUACGCUAUUUGACAGCCAGGGAUUCUCCGGUAACGCGACAUUCAUGUCUUACUUCACCAUGAUUUCUACAAGCAAGACGUUCAUUCGAGACCUCACACCUUUCAACUCCUAUACCCUGCUCUUGUUCUCGGGAGCAAUCACACUGGAUACCCUAGGAAGAGGCUUGAUAGUGGAUGAAUGGGUGCGGCUCCGAGGCUGGGCGCGACUAGGGGUCCUGGUAUCGAGGCUUCGUGGUAUGGUUGAUGACGUUAUUGCGCUGAAGAUUGAGAAUCCAGGACUGGACCUCACAGACAACGAAGUUAUUCAAAUGGUUGGAAAGCUGAUAGAGUUGGAUGGGCUAGACGCAUGA
Messenger RNA from Colletotrichum chrysophilum, 4038 nucleotides. RefSeq lists its product as uncharacterized. The record is from RefSeq and is a predicted model, not a curated record. Gene Ontology annotation, cellular component: intracellular anatomical structure. The transcript has 2 exons. The coding region runs from base 1 to 4038 and encodes 1345 amino acids. Gene Ontology annotation, molecular function: RNA binding; protein binding; ATP binding. NCBI's taxonomy places the organism in Eukaryota, Fungi, Ascomycota, Sordariomycetes, Glomerellales, Glomerellaceae.